AACACCCCUUGUCUCUCUCUCUCACACACACACACACACACACACACACACACACACACACACACACACACACACACACACACACACACACACACACACAGAGAGAGAAAACAAUAUUGAUUGUCCAACGACCAACUUAACAUUUCUGUACUGUGCAUUGUGUUUGUUGUUUAUUUGUCACUUCCCAUGGUGCCAUACUACUUCCUGCACAGCUCGCCAGCCCUGCUGACCCCAUGAGAGGAUUAACAGCUGACCUCCCUAUGUGAGCAGAGGGAGGUGAGGGGGGGAGUGUGGGACAGCCCCCUCUGGUCCACAGCUGGACAGCAGGCAUCCUGCCAGUUCGCCUUGACAUCACUGGGAGAGAAACCACAGCACCAGCUUUACCACAAAAAAGCCAUCCCGCUUGUAUUUGUUUUUGAUAGCUGCUUGUUCUCUCUCCAGUGGAAGAUGAUCCCAAACUGAGAUCAACUACUGGCAUCUCUAUUCAGGUAUGGUUUAGUUUGUUGUGUCUUUCUUUUGGCAGUUAGUUAUGAUGACUCUCCUUAAUGUACAGACAUACAUACCUCCAUCCCUUACUUUCCCUCUCUGUUUGUAUAGUUUCCCAGGUUGUUCUAGCACAUUUCGUCUGGUGUUGGUCUGGUUAUAAGGAUGUUGUUUUAAGAUUGCAACUGAAAAAAGCAAUUGUUUUACAGUAUUAUGUAACUUUUAGGAAUGGGCUAAACAUCUCACAAUUGGUGAAGCCCAUCUGUGUAAAAUCAACACAUUUACAAAGAAGAUGUUGUUCAACAUUAGCUGCACAUCAAAAAUGUAGCAUCACAACUAUUCUACAGAUAAGGUGUAAUGAGAUCUCUAGUUUUUCCUGUACAGAAAAACAUUCGGAGUGCAAUUAGUACUGUUGAUUACAAUGCCUUGGGCGGUUCAUGGUCUGCUGCACUCUGGAGUCAGUCGAUAUUGAUGUGUUCCUGAAAUCCUGCACGCAGCGCAGCACGUCUGCCGCUACGAGCUGUUUUGUCGGUCCAGUAGGGGAGAGAGAAUAAGAAAUCAACUUUCUGGGCCCUCAGUAGUUCAACUGCUACACAGAGCACAGGAAUCUACAGUAGUCUCGCUGAUGGCUUUCACCAUGAUGUGCAGCAGGGUGACAUUACACGAGCCCCAUAACGGUGACUACAGGAGUCCUACGAGAAUUGACCCCCGCCGGAACUCAAUUCCACCAGCACAGACUCUCACAGCCAAACACCUCCCUAGACCACCCCCAGAAUCAACAUGCUUCACCCCAUAUCCAAAGAGGGUUACAGCAAAAACCAACAUGGCUUUGACAAUGCUCGACUCCACAAGGAUCUCUCUCAUCCCCAACUCAAAUAACAACAACUAUGACAACUUCCCAGGUCUCUCACCUCAGCCAGCCUCUGCAUCCCCCCAGCCACAGCCUCAGAGCCCAGGUCCCCAUCAGGUUGUUGCAGGAUUGAUCAGCCAGGAGGUAGACACCUGCCAGUACAUCAUCCCAACUGAGGAGCCAGCCACUUCUCACCGCGGACGCCACCUCAAGCGUUUCAGCUCCAGGUGGUACUCAGGUGCUCCCUUUGGUGGCCCCUUUGGUAGCACCCGUAGCUCCGCCCAUGGCACAAGUGGUGAGAACAAGCCACGCUGCAAACUCCUAGGUGACGAGAGGCCAAGUUAUGGCACAGCCAACAAGCAGCGGCAGCGCUACGUCACCAAAGACGGGAAGUGUCGGGUUAACCUGGGCCCUAUCGAGGACAAGAGCCGUUUCCUCUUGGACAUCUUCACCACUCUGGUGGACUUGAAGUACCGUUGGUUCCUCUUUGUCUUCACCAUGUGCUACGUUGUCACGUGGGUGGCCUUUGCCGAGAUCUACUUCCUAGAUGCCUGGCUGCGGGAUGACGUGGCCCACGUCCACGACCCUCAAUGGCAGCCGUGCUUCGAGAAUGUGGACAGUUUCAUCUCUGCCCUGCUUCUGUCGGUGGAGAGCCAGAGGACCAUUGGCUAUGGCUCCAGAUUGGUGACGGCCAACUGCAUGGAGGGUGUGGUUCUCCUCAUGGCCCAGUCUAUCAUUGGCUCCAUCAUCGAUGCCCUCAUGGUUGGCUGCAUGUUCGUCAAGAUCUCCCGGCCUCAGAAAAGGGCCCAGACUCUGAUCUUCAGCAAGCACUGUGUCAUAUCGGAGCGCGACGAGAAACUCUGCCUCCUCUUCCGCAUCGGAGACCUGAGGGCGAGUCACAUGGUGGACGCCAAGAUACGAGCCAAGUUGAUAAAGUCUAGACAGACCAAGGAAGGGGAGUUCAUACCACUGGAGCAGUCAGAGAUAAACCUGGGCUACGAUACCGGAGGAGACAGGCUCCUGUUGGUCGAGCCACAGACCAUCACCCAUGUCAUCAACGAGAGCAGCCCCUUCUGGGAAAUAGGGGCUGAGCGUCUGACAAGGGAGAGAUUUGAGAUCAUCAUCAUUCUGGAGGGAAUUGUGGAGGCGUCAGGUAUGAUAUGCCAAGCCAGAACCUCCUACACUGAGGAUGAGAUUCUGUGGGGCCACCGAUUUGAAUCCUGCAUCUCUCUGGAAAAGGGGUCUUAUCGGGUGGACCGUGGUGCAUUUGACAAAACCUUCACAGUACAAACCCCCACCCUUAGUGCUAAAGAGAAGAGUGAUGAAAAAGAAGAGGUCCUCUUUUAGAUAAUAGAACUGUACUAUUCACACUGAGCAAACAGCCCUUGUAUUAAAAUAAUUUAAAGGCCAAGACUUCUUGUGAAUACCCUUCGUUCCCUCCCCUCCCUGAGACAAACGUUCCUGUUGUCUCUAAUAUUGUGGACAAACAUUCUUCAAAAGAGUAAGACUUAUACAUUAGCAUGAUAAUCUUCACCCUCAACCAGAAUUUGAACUGUGUUGACAGGGACAGCAUUCAUGUGGGUGAUUUACACAGAAGUAAGUGUAGUAAUGAGUAUGCAGCCAUGACUCCAUGCUUUGUUAGAUUACAAUACUGUUUGUGUCUAGUUUAUAGUUCAUAAUGGAUAGUUGUAGUUCAUUAUGGAUACAUUUGUUAACUGCUACCUCCCAAAUCAUAGAAAUAUGGAGCCAAUCAUUAUAGGUGUUGAAACUGCUUCCCUCUUGUUUUUGUCAGGAUUUUUGUUGUUUUGAAUCACAAUGUCACAUGUAUUUCAUAGUGAUUGUGAAUUCAUGAUGAUGCAGUGAUAAGGCCAUAAUGAUUCAAACUGUGAUACAUUUGAAUGAUGUCAGUGUUGUUCAACUGUUAGAUUUAUUCUGUCCCUGAUGUAAAUGUAUUACACAUAUCAGUCCUCUACAGUGCCUUAAAGUGUCCUCAACCAGAGUUUUCUAAUAUGGUUGCCUUUUGACAUAUUAAACUUUGAUUUUAUUCUU
Messenger RNA from Oncorhynchus keta (chum salmon), 3382 nucleotides. RefSeq names its product G protein-activated inward rectifier potassium channel 3-like. Gene Ontology annotation, cellular component: plasma membrane. The transcript has 4 exons. The record is from RefSeq and is a predicted model, not a curated record. Gene Ontology annotation, molecular function: inward rectifier potassium channel activity. Gene Ontology annotation, biological process: potassium ion import across plasma membrane; regulation of monoatomic ion transmembrane transport. Bases 1109 to 2680 code for a protein of 523 amino acids. NCBI's taxonomy places the organism in Eukaryota, Metazoa, Chordata, Actinopteri, Salmoniformes, Salmonidae.